Molecule: messenger RNA, 4145 nt
Organism: Myripristis murdjan (pinecone soldierfish)
Lineage: Eukaryota; Metazoa; Chordata; Actinopteri; Holocentriformes; Holocentridae
Product: protein-L-isoaspartate O-methyltransferase domain-containing protein 1-like
Exons: 6
Coding region: 446-1522 (358 amino acids)
Biological process (GO): protein modification process
Cellular component (GO): cytoplasm
Molecular function (GO): protein-L-isoaspartate (D-aspartate) O-methyltransferase activity
Source: RefSeq, a predicted model, not a curated record
GUGCUUGCAGUAUGGGCAACAGCGCUUCCUUGUAUCAACAACAUUUCGUAACCACGUGACCUGUGUUUACAUCCUCUCUCAGCUGUUCUUUCUUCCUCCACUUCGGCGUCAAGAAACACGGCUGGUCAUUAGUUUGCCCGUUCAGCCCAACUAACUAGCUCUCUAACCAGCACUUUGCACCGAGCUGGGCUGUUUGGACAUUUGAGCUCCGCUGUCACCGACCGAGCACCGCAUUGCAAUCCGAGUGCAACCAGUUACCAGGAGUGAGUUGAUGCGACACGGCGUUCUCCCUCGGUGCCCGGGCCUGGCCAUGGUGUGAAGCGACUUCCCAGCAUCCUUAGCAGCAGGACCCUUCAGCCCGCCCCUCAUCUCCAUGCCACUCUGAGGAGGAUCCCGCUCGUCCUGAGUAAGAGUUCUGCACUUGUGUUUCCCUUUUCUUUUCGCCAUGGGGGGAGCCGUGAGCGCAGGAGAGGACAACGACGACCUGAUCGACAAUCUGAAGGAGGCUCAGUACAUCCGCACGGACAAAGUUGAGCAGGCCUUCCGGGCCAUUGACCGCGGCGACUACUACCUGGACGACUACCGGGACAAUGCCUACAAAGACUUGGCGUGGAAGCACGGCAACAUCCACCUGUCUGCCCCGUGCAUAUACUCCGAGGUGAUGGAGGCUCUCAAACUGCAGCCGGGACUGUCUUUCCUCAAUCUGGGCAGCGGCACCGGCUAUCUGAGCACAAUGGUCGGCCUGAUCAUAGGGCCCUUCGGUGUGAACCACGGAGUUGAGCUCCAUAAGGAUGUGGUCGAGUAUGCACGAGAGAAACUGGAUGAUUUCAUAAAGAAUAGUGACAGCUUUGAUAAGUUUGAGUUCUGUGAACCUGUCUUUGUGGUGGGGAAUUGCCUUGAAAUCUCAACAGACAGUCACCAGUAUGAUCGCAUUUAUUGUGGCGCGGGAGUGCAGAAGGAUCAUGAAAAUUACAUGAAAGUACUACUCAAAAUCGGCGGCAUCCUAGUGAUGCCUAUAGAGGAUCAGCUGACCCAGAUAACCAGGACCGGCCAGUGCUCAUGGGAGAGUAAAAACAUCUUGGCUGUGUCCUUCGCCCCCUUGGUCCAGCAGAGCAGAGCUGAUGGAGAGAAGCAUGAUGCUGUCCAGCUGCCCCCUGUGACUGUCAGGAGCCUUCAGGAUCUGUCUCGGAUCUACAUCCGCCGCACUCUCCGAAACCUGGCCAACGAGGACAGUCAGGACAAGGGCCUGGUGCAAAGAGUCCCCCAGAAGCGCAAGCGCAGGCGCUGCCGACGGCGACGUAUCAACACGUACGUUUUUGUCGGUAACCAGCUGAUUCCCCAAACUGUGGAGAGCGAGGAGGAGCAGACCGAGGAGGAGCACAAGGAGGUGGAGGAGGAAGAGGAAAGAGACAUUGGCGACAUUGAAAUCCUUAAGCAAGUUAACGUGCUGAGAGACCAAAUAAUGGUUUUACCUCUGCCCGAGUCGCUUAAGGCGUACUUGCUGUAUUACAGAGAGAAAUGACUGAUUCACUUGGUAUCCAUUCUCAAUGGGUGCAGUACCUGCUGAAAUGCUUUUCUUCACCCUUUUCAGUACAAAUGUAGCAUUAUUUCCAUUUAAUCUUGAUGGCAAAACCGUAACGGAGAGGGACUUCAUAGAUAAUAUUGGAUAAUAAUGUUAUGAUUGUCAUGAUAAAGUUGCUUUGUUAGUUUAUUUUGACAUUUAUUUUUUUGAUUUGUAUAUCAAACCUAUGUACAAAGUCUACUAAAUGGAAAUCCUUUCAGAAAACCCAUUUUGAGAUUUCAGAUUUUAUGACAAUGUCAGUAUCUCUGCAGAGGUGUUGCAGACUAAAAAAUUGUGUAAAAUAUAUUAAAAAAAAAAAUUCUUACUAUAUUUGUUAAAAGAAAAAUAUGAUCCUACUUAGAUCAAGACUUUUACUGCACCUUUUUCUAGAAGCUUUAAUCUAACAUGAUCUGUAUCUGGCGAUUUGCGGAUGCUGAACGGAACAAAAGGCACUGAGAGGCGAACGGAGCCUCGUCCUCCCAUCUGAGUUUAAAGAGUCAAACAAAGACAUUCUUGCAUAAUCAUGAAUGGGGCACUUUUGCCAUUCUACUCCUUCUUCUUCUUCUUGAUGUUCUGUUUUUAAUUAAGGUAUUUUUUUAUACUUCCCAACUGCAAGAGAUCAGUGAGAGACAGGAUCUGCGUCUAACUUCUACUGCAGGGCCUCUUUAAAUGUAACUGCAGGAUUUCUGUAGGGUGCUUACAGUCUCCUGACUUCUCUCACUUUGCUCCUUAAGUAGCUGACAUUAGGCUUUAUGUGAUAAGGUGUUUUAAUUUGAUUAGUCAUUUUGCAGCCCUUGAAUGCACAUCCUUAAAAAAAAAAAAAAGAUCCCUACUUUCUCUCCAUUUUCUUUCUUUUCCUUUGCUGGGGAAAAAGAUGGUCUAAUCAUAUCAGAGGUGAUAAAGUGGAUGAAUUAGGAUGUUUUUUUUUACGGGGGAGUCGCAUUUUGUCAGCUUUUUUUUUUUUUUUUUUUCUUUUUUUUUUAGAGGGAACUGGGAGAUUUUUCGAGGUGGGACUUCAAGUCAGUAAUGAAUCUGCACUUAUGAAUAUUAAGCAUGUCUUAGAUGUUGCUGACUUGGAUGGUUCACAGUUGGCGAUCAAUCACCGAGGGCGAUGUACCGGGUGAUCAGGAGCUGAAGCGUACUUAUCGAUUUUGGAUAAAUGUUUUUAAUUAAAGAUGAUUUAGAUGGCCUUGAGGUAAUGAUGCUCAAAUUAGAUACUUUUUUUUAUUAUUCGCAGCAAUGCAAAAUUACUAAAAUAUAUAUAUAUAUAUAUAUAUAUACAAAUCAUGGAGGAUUUUGAAGCCUUUUGUACUCUGGACUGUAAAAGUGUCCAUCGAAGCACCUUAUUGUGCAGUCCUCAGCUGAAAAAAGAGCACCGUCUUUUUUUUUUGGCUUACUUUGUAUGGUGGACUGGAUAUGUUAACGAUAAUGAUGUGAAGUCGUGUGUAUCAAAGUACAAUUUGCUCACAGAACGUCCUCGGUAAGUGAUGGCUCUCAAGUGCCAACAUCCUCCAUCACAUUGGGAUCUCUGCGAGUCUCUUUUUUUUUUUUUUUUUUUUUUUUUUUCUGGCACGGUGAAAGUUUGCCCAAAAUGAUGGUAUGGUAUGGUAUGGUAUGUUUUUAAAGUACAUUCCGCAGUUUUAAGAAAAGCACGCCACUGCUAGAUGUCACCUUUUUGUUGAUGCUUUACAUCUGUCACAGACUUGGAAUUUUUCUUCAUCCUACUUUGAAUGCAUCAUUUUUAGUAUUCCAAAAGCUGAGUUGAAUGUUGUUGCUAUUAAUUCUAUUCAAUAUAAAGGUGAUUAUAUAUGUAUGGUUAUCAAAUGGUUAUGCAUAAAAAAAAAAAAAUUCUUUGAUUUGCAUUUGGUUUGUUGUAGCGCCCUCUUGCUGUACUGUAUCUUGACACUGGGAACUUUAGGUCAAAUCUCCACUGCUGUCUGUUAGGUAGAUAGACAUUAUUAGUGCUCUAGGUCUUCAUUUUGUUCUGGUGUAGUGUAAAAUAUUUUGUUUGAACAUGGGGCUGAUUAUUCUAUUGGUUGUUUUUGUGUGUGUGAAGAGGUAACAUUUAUUUUAUGUAAGGAUUUUACACUCAGUGGAGGCUUUUCAAUUAAGCAAUAACAGAGCAAUUUCUCUGCCAGUAAUUACCAGUAACAACUUAGUCCUAUUUGAUUUGGAUAGUGUCCGUAAAAAAAAAAAAAAAAAAAAAUUCAAAUGACAACGAUAGGCACUCAAUUUAAACCGUUGCCUCAAACAUUAUUGGCAAUUAGAGAGGACAUUAGUCACUGAAAGCAGGGGACCUACAAACCUAGACUCAGGUCAUGCCUUGCACCAAAGUGAAUGGAACUGCUUCGACUAUAGUAACAUGGAUAGGACUGAAUACAAAAAAUGGCACCCAGUAAAGACCAAUUCAUAAUCAAUUCUGGUCUUCUAUUCAGUUGAGUUGAGAGCCAAAACUAUUCUGUUGCUGUUUAUCAGGCCUAUACUUUGAUUUCUCAUAGAGUGUGCAGUUCAUUUUGAAAAUGUGUUGUUCCUCCGUAACUGUUUAGCAUAAAAAAACAAAAAAAAAAUAAAGGUCACAAUCACA